Messenger RNA from Quercus robur (English oak), 1601 nucleotides. Its product is annotated as disease resistance protein RPM1-like. Lineage: Eukaryota; Viridiplantae; Streptophyta; Magnoliopsida; Fagales; Fagaceae. The transcript has a single exon. The record is from RefSeq and is a predicted model, not a curated record. The coding region runs from base 8 to 1540 and encodes 510 amino acids. Gene Ontology annotation, biological process: defense response to other organism. Gene Ontology annotation, molecular function: ADP binding.
AGCGAAAAUGGACUCGGCUAUAGUACAACACUUGAUUGACAAUAUCCUUUCAGCUGUUGCAACAGAAGCGUCGCUGUUAACGGGGGUUCGAGAUGCAAUUGAAGAUGUCCAGCAUGAGUUGACGAGAAUGCGAUCUUUUUUAAUAGAUGCAGAUAAAAGGGGAGCAAGCAGUGCCGGAGAGGAAACUUCGCUGACACAAGUGAAGAACACAGCAUAUGAUGUUGAAGAUGUUAUUGAUAUGUUCAUGUAUCACAUCAAUAGCCACCACAUUGGGGGUCGAUUUGCUUGGUUCCUUCACCGCACAAUUUAUAUUCCAGAGACUCUUUGCGUGAGGCAUAAAAUAGCCAGCAAGUUACAGAAAAUCAAUAAUACAAUCAAGACCAUUUCAGAGUUAAAUCAGAAAUAUCAUGGUGAGCACAUAGAGCGGAGCAGUUCAGAAGAUAGUCUCAAAUGGGUUGUGCGGCAUGCUGAAUCAUCUUUGUUUGUUGAAGAAGAUGAACUUGUAGGGGUCAAAGAUAAAAGAAAACAAUUAAAGACGUGGUUGAAGGAUAGAGAACAACAGACUGUCAUUUCAAUCCUCGGGAUGGGAGGAUCUGGCAAGACCACCCUAGUUGCCAGCACCUACAACAGUGACGCUGUAAAGACACAUUUUGAUUGCUAUGCAUGGAUCACUGUCUCCCAAACAUAUGAUGUAGAAGACUUACUGAGGAGCAUGAUUAAGGAAUUCUAUGAGUCAAGGAAGGAAACAAAUCCAUCAGACUUGAGUUCCAUGAACUACAGACUGUUAGUAGAAAUGCUGGUGAGCUACUUAGAGAAGAAGUCGUAUCUUCUUGUCCUAGAUGAUGUUUGGGACACAAAUGUCUUGGACGAACUAAAAGUAUCACUUCGAGAGAGAUAUCCUGGGAGCAAAAUCAAGAACAAAUUCUGGAGCAAAUCCAGGAGCAAAAUCAUCCUUACAACUCGUAAAGAUGAUGUAGCUGGCCAUCCUUUUAUUGGUAUACCUUAUGUUCAUCAUAUUCAAUUGCUAGAACCGGAAGAGGCGUGGGAACUCUUUUGCAAGAAAGCAUUCUUAAGCAGUCCAAACAGAAGCUGUCCGCCAGAACUUGAAUCUUUUUCUAAAAAACUUGUGGGAAAAUGCCAAGGCCUACCUCUUGCUAUAGUGGCUUUGGGCAGUCUUAUGUACUCCAAGAAUACGUCUCAAUGGAAUCAAAUUCAUAGUAGCUUGAAUUGGGAUCUAAGUAAAACUCCUGAGCUAGAAGCAGUGAAGAGCAUUUUGUUGCCUAGUUUCAACGAUUUACCAUAUCAAUUGAAGCAUUGUUUCUUAUAUUGCUCUAUUUUACCUGAAGAUCAUGAGAUUCGAAGAAAAAGGCUCAUUAAGCUAUGGAUGGCAGAAGGAUUUGUGGAAAAAGUUGAAGGGUCCACUCUAGAAGAAGUAGCAGAUAGCUAUCUAGUAAAACUCACUUUCAGGAACAUGCUUCAAGUUGUAAAGAGGAAUGAAUUUGGAAGGCCACAGAGAUGUAAAAUGCAUGAUCUUUUGUGAGAGCUUGCUCUAUCAAUAUCAGCCAAAGAAAAGUUCGGUGUUGUACAUGAUGGAGGAGAAG